CCUCACGCGCUGUUUGGGUUUUUAAUGAAAGCAUGCUAACUUGUUUUGGUCUUCCCAGCCACGGUUUCAAACCUCGUCUAUAAACGGGAAGGUUUUUAUUUUUUAUUUUUAGUUGAUUUGAGUCAUAUGAUGUGACCGCAGGGAAGCAGGAACACGCCUUUACAACACAGGAACCGUAGAAAUAUCAGAAAAUCUCUGGAUCGACAUAAGGGAACGCGCUUUUCGCCACAAAAAAAAAAAAAAAAAAAAAAAAAAGUACGGAGGCCGGUGAUGUCAGCGCCGGGGCAGAUCCCUUCUGACAGCUUCCUCCAUUCAUGACAGCCCGCUGGAGCUACUGUAACAUGGAGCUAAUGCUGAGCUCCCCGGUGUCCUGUGGAGGUUCAAUGUUUUCUUGUCCACGCUGACUGAACUCAGUCAAUGCGCGUCAAGUUUUCAGCCGGGAAACGUCACUUUGAAGAGCAUGGUUAAUAAAGAGGAGCUGGAGGAAAGACUGAAGAAGCUUUUGGUGAGGCUGAAAACUCCCAAAGAGGAGAGUCAGCUGCCUGCUCUGAUUCAAAUCAUCCAGGAUCUACUUUUCCUGGCGCACACUGACCGCGCAGCCGAGCUCUUCGAAGCCCAAAACGUCCACCUUCCCCUCCUGGUGGUGCUGUCCACUUACAUCAGCAGCAUAGGAGUCCAGCGGGUGGGUUGGUCAUUGCUGUGUCAGCUGAUUGAAAUAUGUCCCAGUACGCUGGAGGAGCUCACCCGACCUCUGGAUGUCGCCGUGGAGUGGGAGGUGCUGGCAGUGCACCAGCAGGUGCUGAAGGUGCUGUCUCUGUUCAGCUCAGACUGUCGAGUGACCAUGGUUGGACUCCGAGCACUGGCCCUGCUGCUCAGAUCAGACACAGUUCCUCUGCUGGUGCUGGAUGAGGAAGAGGAUGUGCUCAGCCUGGUGGUGCAAGCGAUGAAGGCUUUUCCUUCCAGUGAGGAAGUGCAGCUCCAGGGUUGUGGAGUUCUGCAGCCGCUGCUGGACAGAGUGAGUGAUGACCAACUCGUGGACUUUGUGGAGAACCGGGACCAUGUUGUGGUUCUUUCUGCUCUGAAGACAUUCCCAGACAGCCCCGAGCUGCUUCAGCAGGCUCUGAAAGUCUUACUCCCUCUGGCUCGCACAGCCAGUAACGUGGAGGUGUUGAUGUCAGGAAGCACUCGGUGUUACAGAGCGGUCCUUGCUGCCAUGGAUGCCUUCCCUGAGGUGGAGGAGCUGCAUGAAACGGCCUGCUGCCUGCUCAGGAGGUUCACAUCAGAGAGCUACUACAGCAUCCUGGUGCAGAAUGGUGUUCAGCGAGUGGCUCUGAGAGCCAGUCAGACGUUCCCCAACAACGCAGCGCUGCAAACUGCUGCCCUCUCCUGCCUGGCUGACCUCACUGCGACCAUCGUGCAGAGCAAAGCAGCGGCUGCGCAGGGUUUGGAAGAAGGAGAGGAGGAAGAGAACCGGGGACAGGAGCAGGUGGAGGACAUGGGACUUUGCUGGAUGGAGGACUGCUGCACAGCCCUGGAGCUCCACGCUGCUGAGCCGGCUGUUCAGGAAGCUGCAAGCUGGGCCAUUUAUAACCUGCUGCUGCACGGAGCACACGUGACCCAUUCAGAGGAGGAGCAUGAUAGCAGGACUCCUGUUCACAGACAGUUAAUGGCUGCCAUGCUGCUUCACUCCUCCUCACCCAGCGUCUUUGUAGCAGCUACCAGCGCCAUUUCCACUCUCAUCUCCAACAACAGUAAAAUGAGCUCCUUGUUGCUGUCCAGCGGCCUGCAUGUGAAUGUGGUCGAGAUGGUAAAGAGACACUGGAACUCAGCGGAAGUUUCCAUCAGUGCCUGUAAACUGCUGAGACUGCUCUUCCAGGGAAGGACGGCCACGCUUGAUGAGCUGAACACGGUCAUGAGUCAGAUCCUCAGCAUCAUGAAGGUCCACAACUUUAAACCUGAGGUUCAGCUGGAGGCGCUGCAGGCCAGCCUGGUCUUCCUCUGUCCCGACAGGAGUGUGAGGGAGAACGGCGCCUCCGUCUCAGACCCUGACAGGGCCGACGUGGAUCUGAAAGUCUUUAAGAACCAGUGCGUAGUGGAAGGGGUCCACAUACUCUUCUUAGAGGUUCUUAACAGGUUCAUCAGCAGCCCCAGCAUACAGCAGUGUGGUUUCAGGGUGCUGUCCUCUCUGGCUGACUGCUCCGGUGCAGUGGACCUGUUGUGCCAGCAGGGGGCGAUCGACACGGCGCUUCAUACACUACAAAUGUUCCCAACGGAGCGAGACAUACACUACUGGGGUCUGAACCUGCUCAGCCACCUCGUGUCUAAGAGGAAACUCUCGAGGAUGAUUGUUCCUGUUCUGGCCUCUGUUGUCGUCACCUCCAUACGCCAAUACAAAGAAGACCCUGAGAUGCUGCUGAAGUGUUUUCAGGUGGCACUGAGGAUGCUGGAUGCCUGCUCAGCGGCUGCAGCUGAGCUGCAAAGAGAAGACUUUGACAGACAAAUCUUCCAGUACCUUAGUAAUGAAAGCAACCCAAGCACGAGCCCUCUGUGGAAGUCGGCGUGUCGGGCUCUGGCUAAGAUGUGGAGUGACCCAGACGUUCACCAUAACAUGCUGGAAAAAGCCUGCAUGGACGGAGACACGGCGAUGGCGGAGUGCCUGAUCGAGCUGGGCGCCGACGUCAACAGGAAACCCAAAAAUGAGUCUCUCAUUUAUCAGGUGUGUGAGAGAGGAGGACCCUUGGAGCUGGUGGAGCUCCUGCUGAGUCGGGGCAUCCACGAGCAGCACCUCCGCAGGGCCCUGGCUGUGAGCGUGAAGAGGGGCGACGGGCCCACGGUCGUCCUGCUGCUGGGCCGGCUGGGUUUGGACCUGAACAACAGCGCGCUGUGCCUGGGGGGCUUUAGGCUGGGCCGGCUGGAUGCCUCCUGGCUGAGCCCCCUGCUGGCUGAGCAAGGCAGAACUCUCAGUCUAAGUUACAACAGUAAAGGGAUCAAUUUGGCAAAAAUCAUUCAGUCUCUUAGGAGGUCGAAGAAUAACAGCGUUUAUUCCAGACUGCUGUCCGACCAGUGUCUGACCUCUGGCUACAUCUCUGAUGAAAGCGAUGACUCCAGCUUUGGUGCUUUCUCUGCAGACGACAGCUUGUUUCUCAAUGAUGACGUGGAGGAGAGUGAUGGAAGUGAUUCAUUUUCAGGUGCUCUUUCCCCAAAGUUGUGUAACAACUCAGCAGAGGAUGCUGUGAGGAAGGACUCACUCAUCAGGAAACAGAGUGGUCCAGCUGAACAUGAAAUUGGUGAACUUGUUUACAGAAGAUAUGGAAGGAGAGUCUCCACUCCUAAAGUUUUGGGUUUCGGUGAAACCUCUGCUGGUCUGCCUAAAGAAAGGGAACGGAUCCACCUGCUGGACCUGUCAGGGAACGAGCUGGACUCUCUGUCCUGUUUACUGGACGAUGCAUUUGUCCAACAGCAGCUGUGGCAUCUCCUGCGCCUGGACCUGAGCCACAACAGUCUGCUGGAGUUUCCCUCAGCCGUCUGCCAGAGUUUAAAAAGUGUGGCUCGUCUGGACCUUCAGGGCAACCAGCUUCAGUCGCUGCCAGCUGAGCUUCUGUCUCUACCCUCGCUGAUCACAUUAAACGUGUCUCGGAACUGCCUCGGCCCCACGUUGACCUUUGACCUGGCCAUCACCUGUACGUCACUGAAGCAACUCAACCUUUCAUACAACGAAAUCACCACAUUCCCCCGUGGGCUGGGUCAAACCAUGGAGCAGCUGGAGGAGCUGGUUAUGGAAGGUAACUGUCUGACUGAGCUGUGCUCACCUGUGAGUCUGCCUGAGGUCAGGCUGCUGGACGUGAGCAAAAACAAUGUCGAGAAUAUUUCUCCUGACUUCCUGACCGGCUUCCCCAAACUGGAAACUUUCAACGCCUCUAUGAACAAAAUGUGUUUACUUUGUAAGCUGCCAGCCAAGCUGACAACACUGAAACUAGCCAACAACAGCUUCACUCACAUCUCCAAGGACAUUCUUGACCUGCCAAAUUUACGAUCUGUGGACAUGAGGACCAACAGCAUUGCUGAUCUGCCUGGCCCUUCGUUCUGGAAGUCCAGUAACAUUAGAGAGCUGAUGUUCAGUCAGAACUGCAUCAAAGCUCUGGACCUGAAGGAACCCAUCAGUAGAUGGGCUAGACUGGAGAAGCUCCACCUGAGUGGCAACAAGCUAUCUGAGAUACCACCACAGAUUGGCCUGUUGGAAGGCCUGACCUCCUUGGAUGUGAGUCACAACUCCAGCUUGCGAUCCUUCCCAGAUGAAAUGGGAAAACUGCGCAGAUUGUGGGACCUCCCGCUGGACGGCCUUCGACUGGAGCUCGACCUCAAACUCAUCGGUCACAAGACGAAAGACAUAAUCCGGUUCCUGCAGCAGCGGCUGAAAAAAGCCGUGCCAUAUUAUCGCAUGAAGCUCAUCGUGUUGGGGACCCCUGGCAGUGGAAAGACCACCCUGAUCAGGCAGCUGAUGAAGCUGAAGCGCUCUCCGUUGAACUCAAAGGCGAGCGUUGUAGGUGUCGACGUCUUUGACUGGCCCGUCAGGGAAAGGGACAAGAAGAAAAUGGUGCUGAACGUCUGGGACUUUUCAGGUGGCGAGGACUUCAGCAGCUCCCAGUCUUACUUCCUGACAGCCAGAGCUCUCUACCUGGUGGUGUACGACCUCAGCAAAGGAGCCAGUCAGGUGGAUGCUCUCAAACCGUGGCUCUUCAACAUCAAAGCAGUAGCUCCCCUGUCCCCAGUCAUCCUGGUGGGAACACACUCCGAUAUGAGCGAGGAGUUGCAGCUCCAGGCCUGCCUGAGCAAAAUCCGCGAGGAGCUUCUGAACCAUCAGGGGUUUCCAGCUAUCAAAGAUCAUCACAUGGGCUCUUUCUGCGAGGACUCGGACUCCAUCGUGAAACUCCGCAAGGCCAUCAUCACGGAGGUCACCGGCUUCAAGAUCCAAGGCCAGCAGGUUAUGGGUCAGCUGGUGCCAGACAGCUACGUGGAGCUGGAGCAAAGGGUUGUCCAAGAGAGGACUAAGGUCCCCCCAGAGUUCCCCGUCCUCAAGCGCUCGAAACUUCUGCAAAUCAUCCAGGAGAGUCAGCUGCAGCUUGAGGAAACUGAACUGCCUCAUGCCAUCCAUUUCCUCAGGGAAGUCGGAAUUUUGUUACACUUCGAUGAUCCUGCACUUCAGCUUCAAGAACUUUAUUUUAUUGACCCACAGUGGCUGUGCAAUAAACUGGCAUUAAAGAACUCUGUUAUCCAGGGGCAACCCAAAGGAGUCGUUCAACGCUCUGUCGUAGAAAAGUUUCUGUCUGAAACCAAAUGUUUCCCAAAGAGCCACCUGACACAGUUCUUCAAACUUCUGGAGAAGUUUCAGAUCGCUCUCCCCUUCGGGGAGGACCAGCUUCUUGUACCCAGCAGCUUGUCCAAACACAAACCAGCAAUAGAGCUGCCUCACUGUGAGAACUCGGAGGUGAUCGUGCGUCUCUAUGAGAUGCCGUACUUCCCCAUGGAUUUCUGGUCUCGGCAGAUCAGCCGCCUGCUGGAGGUCUCCUCCUACUUGCUUUGUGGAAGAGAAAAAGUGCUUCGACCAAAGCGGAUGUACUGGAGGAGAGGCGUUUACCUGAACUGGUCCUCUGAAGCUUACUGUUUGGUGGAGGCUUCUUCCGAAAAGCAGAACCCCUCCUGCUUUGUGAGGAUAACUGUUCCUUCCUCCCGAAAAGGCCGGGUCCUGCUGGGUCAGGUGGUGGAUCACAUCGACUCGGUUCUGGAGGAAUGGUUUCCCGGCCUGCUCAACACGGACAUGCACGGUAACGGUGAAGCUCUGCUGAAGAGGUGGGCUCUGUACAGCUAUGAGGACAGGCAGGAGAGGAGCAAGAUCCUGCUGGAGGACCUUUUAAAAAGAAUCGAUAACGAUUUUUUGCUGGUAAACCCAGAAGACCCCCGCUGCACGACACCCAUCUCUCAAAUCGCUCCAGACUUGGUUCUGAGUGACCAGCCUGCAGGAACUAGACUAGACCAGGAGGAGCUGGAAGUAGACCUGUCCAAAGAGAACAGACUAGGAGUUGGCGGUUUUGGAACAGUUUAUCGAGGAGUUUAUAAAAACGAAGAAGUAGCUGUGAAGAUAUUCAACACACACGCAUCUGAGAUUUACAUGUACAGGCUCCUCAGACAGGAGUUGGCGGUGCUGGGUCGCCUCCGUCACCCCAGUCUGGUGGGUCUGCUGGCAGCCGGCUCGGCCCCACAGGUCCUGGUGAUGGAGCUGGCUCUCAGAGGUUCCCUGGAUUCCCUCUUUCAACACAAGAGCGUUAGCCUCAACCAAAAGCUCCAGCACAGGAUCGCCCUGCAUGUGGCUGAUGGACUCAGGUACCUUCACUCAUCCAUGAUCAUCUAUCGAGACCUGAAGCCUCACAACGUUCUCCUGUUCAACCUGAAGAGCGACUCCGAGGUCGUCGCCAAAAUCACAGACUACGGGAUCGCUCAGUACUGCUGCAGCAUGGGAGUGAGGAGCUCAGAGGGCACACCAGGUUUCCGAGCACCAGAGGUCGCCCGAGGUAACGUGAUCUACAACCAGCAGGCGGACGUGUUCUCAUUCGGCCUGCUGCUGUACGACCUGCUGACGUGUGGCGAGCGCAUUUCAGACGGUGCCAAGUUUCCCAGCGAGUUUGAUGAAAUUGCGGUGCAGGGGAAGCUGCCAGAUCCAGUAAAGCACUACGGUUGCUCGCCCUGGCCGGGCUUUCAGGCACUGAUAAAAGACUGUCUGAGGGAAAUCCCACAAGAUCGACCCUCUUCUGACCAGAUGUUUGACAGGCUGAACUCUGCUGAAAUGCUGUGCCUGAUGAGGGAGCUGGAGGCUCCUCAGACGCUGGGCGCUCAGUGCGUCACGUUGAGCUCCAGCCACCCAACAUCCGGCCACGCAGUCUGGAUCGGUGGGGGCAGCAGCUCCAAGAAGCUGGGCUUCAUCACAGCUGUGGACCUGGACACCAGCACGGUCAUCUCGCAGGAGGUGGACACCAGCCCCGUCCUGUGCCUGGUGACAGUCCAGAUCCCAAACGAGGCUUGUGAUUGGCUGGCAGCAGGCACGCAGUCCGGCUCAUUACUGCUCAUCAACACUCAGAACGUGUCCACCUGGCACCACCUACAGAGGGUCACAGAUGCUGUCACCUCCCUGUAUUUCCACGUGUAUCCUAGUCGCAGUCAAAGGAGGAACUAUUUGCUCGUGGGGACGGCAGACGGAACCCUCAGUGUUUAUGAGGACUCGACACUUCUAGGACGCUUCGGGCUGCAGACCCGCACGAGGUGGCAGAGCGGAGCUGCCCCCCGAGACCCCCCUGUCCUGGGCCACAGUGAAGGCCCUGCUGGUGCAGAGCGCUGCAGCUCUCUGGGUCGGCACUAGAGGGGGCCACCUGCUGCUGCUGGAGCUCUCCAAGCACCAGCCUCUGCAGGUCAUAGUGCUCGGGUGUGAUUCUGUCCGCUCCAUCAGCUCUGCAUUAAUACAGACACUGAACUGGAAGAGCGAAGUGCUGGUUCUGGGCCGGAGACUCCCACGAGACAGGAAGCACAACGAUGAAGAGUCGGUGCUGAUGUUGUGGAACAGCACGCUGCCUAACGAGGUCAAAGACCUGAAGAAGCACUGUGAGAGGAGAGAGAGGAUCGCAGCCAAGAUGAGAGAACAGCUCCAUCACGUCUGAGCUCACAGAGGAGUUGAACCAAGGAUGGACAGAAGAGGAUGUUUUAACGUUUGAACUUUUUGCACUUUUUCAGUUUUCAGCCAAAACAAUCUGAUUCAGUGUUUGUCUUGACAUAUCACACGCAUCCAAACGAUGCAUUGGUUUUAAAUUAGAUGGGAAUUUUUCUUAUUCUGUGAUCGUUUUCUAAAAGGGACACAGAUGAGUUCAGGGCUGCUUUGUUAAAAACAAAUCUGAUAUGACUGUUGAUGAAACAGGGUUCCUCUGGAACGCAGCAGAGAACAGUUUAUAAAGAAAGGAACAAAAGCCACUACAAGUUUAAAUGUAAUUAUUAUUCCAUGCAUGUGUCAUAGUUUUCUUUUUUUUACAUUUUACCCAGUUACUGACAUCAAACAAGAAACAGUCAAUAAAAGCUAUUUUGUAUAAAA
Molecule: messenger RNA, 8128 nt
Organism: Austrofundulus limnaeus
Lineage: Eukaryota; Metazoa; Chordata; Actinopteri; Cyprinodontiformes; Rivulidae
Gene: lrrk2
Product: leucine-rich repeat kinase 2
Biological process (GO): protein phosphorylation
Molecular function (GO): GTP binding; protein kinase activity; ATP binding
Source: RefSeq, a predicted model, not a curated record